UUCCAUCUUCUUCUAUCGCCCUGAACAGUUUUUGAAAGUUCUGAAUUGAAUAAUACCGUAGAAGAAGAAAGCGUUAAAAGAACAUGAGAAGCGACGUUGUUGUGGAGGAAAGCUUCUGCUUCAAGGAAGAAACCCAGCUAACAGUACUUAAGACAUCUCACUUCUUCGUCGGCGAUGGUUUCUCCGUCUACGACACCAAAGGAAAGGUCCUUUUCCGGGUAGACUCUUACGGCCCCGAUUCCCGACUCAAAGACGAACUCGUUCUCAUGGACGUCUCUGGCAAAUGUCUCCUCACCGUCCGCAGAAAGAGACCGAGUCUUCAUCAACGAUGGGAGGGAUUCUUAGGAGAGAGAUGCGAUGGAAAGAAGCCCAUCUUCAGUGUAAGGAGAUCAUCCAUCCUCGGACGGUCAAGCGUGACAGUGGAAGUGUAUGGAAACCCACGUGAGGAGUACCUGAUCGAGGGUUCGUUCCCACAUCGGUGUUGUGCGUUCUACAAAACCACUACUACGAACGAAUCGAAGGAACCGGUGGCGAAGAUCCAAAGGAAAGUGGACUCUUCAACGAACGUGAUACUGGGGAAGGAUGUCUUCUCUCUCUGUCUUAAGCCUGGCUUAGAUGCUGCUUUCGCCAUGGGAUUGGUACUGGUUCUUGAUCGGAUCAACGGUGAUUAUGCCGAUGAUGGAGAUAUAACUGACCCCACCAGCCCUGAGCCUUGACUACGUACCAUCCUGAUU
Telopea speciosissima is the source of this 734-nucleotide messenger RNA. Its product is annotated as protein LURP-one-related 12-like. The record is from RefSeq and is a predicted model, not a curated record. The coding region runs from base 84 to 716 and encodes 210 amino acids. Lineage: Eukaryota; Viridiplantae; Streptophyta; Magnoliopsida; Proteales; Proteaceae. The transcript has 2 exons.